Messenger RNA from Monoraphidium neglectum, 1050 nucleotides. RefSeq lists its product as hypothetical. The record is from RefSeq and is a predicted model, not a curated record. The transcript has 9 exons. Lineage: Eukaryota; Viridiplantae; Chlorophyta; Chlorophyceae; Sphaeropleales; Selenastraceae. Gene Ontology annotation, molecular function: protein binding. The coding region runs from base 1 to 1050 and encodes 349 amino acids.
AUGCUCGUGGCGCCUCUCAAGAACCACACCUCGCGUCGAAACCCCCGGGUGACUAUCCGCGGCGUCGCCACUGCCAUCCUCCGCGCGACGGCCCCCUGGCCCGCCACCGCCGCUGCCGCGCACCCCUCCGCCGCGGGCCCCUCGGCCGCCAGCCCGCCCGCGCCGCCCCUGGGCUGCCGCAAGCUCGCGAGCCUGAAGCUGCGCGACUGCGGCGCGCCGGACGGCGGGCGCGGCUUUGAGGAGCUGGCGUCCAUCCUGGCGGGCUCUCUGCGCAGCCUGGACCUGUCGUGCACGCGCGUGGGCAGCCGUGGCCUGCUGCAGCUGGCGCCUUUGACCGGUUUGACCGAGCUGCUGCUGGACAUGUGCCCCGUGACAGACAGCGGCUGCCAGGUGUUCUCAUCACUAGCCAACUUGGAGCAUCUUGACCUGUCAGACACAGAGGUCGGCAACGCGGGCGCCUUCCAUAUUUCGAAGCUGCGGCGCCUCUCGCGGCUGGGGCUGUGCGACACAGAUGUCGGGGACGGCGCGGUGGCGGCGCUGACGGGACUGACGCGCCUGACGGCGCUCAAUCUGGACGCGCGCCACGUCAGCGACGAGGCGCUGCACCUGGCCCUGCCCCUCGCGCCGCACCUCAAGGAGCUCGACCUGUACGGCUGUAAGGUGACUCUGCGGGGCGCCCUGGCGCUGCCGGCGUACCGCGAGCUGACACACCUCUUCCUGUGCGGCGGCUGGGCGACGGACCGGUCGGUAUUGGAGGUGGCCAAACUGCCAAAGCUGCAGCACCUGAGUCUGGCACAAAACCCCAGGCUGUCGGAUGUGUCGGUGCGCAUGCUGGCCGGCGGCGCGUGCGCGGCGACGCUCGAGGCUCUGAACCUCACGGGCACCGCUGUCGGGGACGGCUGCCUCCCGCUGCUCGCCGGCAUGCCGGCCCUCGCGGUGGUGGCGCUCAGCAACACGCGCGUCACCCGCGGCGCCGCCGAGAGCCUCCGGCGCACGACGAAGCUCGUCGUGAAGUUCUCGCCCCCUGGGGCCACCAAGGGGCCAGAGUGA